Molecule: messenger RNA, 2684 nt
Organism: Carlito syrichta (Philippine tarsier)
Lineage: Eukaryota; Metazoa; Chordata; Mammalia; Primates; Tarsiidae
Gene: TRIM16
Product: tripartite motif containing 16
Exons: 6
Coding region: 8-1684 (558 amino acids)
Molecular function (GO): zinc ion binding; protein binding
Source: RefSeq, a predicted model, not a curated record
CUACCAGAUGGCUGAGUUGGAUCUCAUGGCUCCAGGGCCACUGCCUGGGACCACUGCUUACCCGCUGGCCUCUCUCAGCCCAGACUGUGGGCCGGCCAGCCCUGUGGAAGAAGAGGAUGUAGGCUCCCUGGAGAGGCCCAGUGGAGAGACGGAGGGACAGGACGGCAGCUCCGUAGAGCAGGGGUCUCCUGGUGGCGAAGGGGAAGAGGAGAUCUUGUGUGACUUCUGUCUUGGGACUGGCAGAGUGAGAGCGGUGAAGUCCUGUCUGACCUGCAUGGUGAACUACUGUGAAGAGCACCUGCGGCCGCACCAGGAGAACAGCAAACUGCACAGCCACCAGCUGACCGAGCCAGUGAAGGAUCGCGACCUGCGCACUUGCUCUGACCACCACAGCCCACUGGUUGCCUUCUGCUGCCCUGAUGGGCAGUGCAUCUGCCAGGAGUGUGGCCAGGAGGAGCACAGGGACCAUGCCACUGUCUCCCUGGAUGCAGCCCGCAGGGACAAGGAGGCUGAACUUCGGCGCACCCAGUUAGAUUUGGAGCAGAAACUCAAGUUGAAUGAAAACGCCAUCGCCAGGCUCCAAGCUAACCAUAAAUCUGUUCUGGUGUCGGUGUCAGAGGUAAAGGCAGUGGCUGAAGCGCAGUUUGGGGAAGUCCUUGCUGCUGUGAGGAAGGCCCAGGCUGACGUGAUGCUCUUCUUGGAGGAGAAGGAACAAGCUGCUCUGAGCCAGGCCAAUAGCAUCAAGACCCAUCUGGAGUACAGGAGUGCAGAGAUGGAGAAAAGCAAGCAGGAGCUGGAGAAGAUGACAGCCAUCAGCAACACUGUCCUGUUCCUGGAGGAGUACUGCAAGUUCAAGAACAUUGACGACAGCGCCUUCCCUAGUGUUUACAUAGGGUUGAAGGAUAAACUCUCAGGCAUCCGCAAGGUCAUCACAGACUCUACUGUACAUUUAAUACAUCUGCUGGAGAACUAUAAGGAAAAGCUCCAGGAGUUUGCCAAGGAAGAGGAGUAUGACAUCAGAACUCAAGUAUCUGCCAUUGUUCAGCGCAAACACUGGACUUCAAAGCCUGAGCCCAGCACCCGGGAACAGUUCCUCCAAUAUGCACAUGAUGUCACGUUUGACCCAGACACUGCACACAGGUAUCUCCGGCUGCAGGAGGACAACCGCAAGGUCACCAACACCACGCCCUGGGAGCAUCCCUACCCCGACCUUCCCAGCAGGUUCGUGCACUGGCGGCAGGUGCUGUCCCAACAGAGCCUGUAUCUGCACAGAUACUAUUUUGAGAUAGAGAUCUCCGGAGCGGGCACCUACGUUGGCCUGACCUGCAAAGGCAUCGACAGGAAAGGGGAGGAGCGCAACAGUUGCAUUUCCGGAAACAACUUCUCCUGGAGCCUCCAAUGGAAUGGGAAGGAGUUCACGGCCUGGCACAGUGACACGGAGACCCCGCUCAAAGCCGGCCCUUUCCGGAGGCUCGGGAUCUAUGUUGACUUCCCAAGAGGGACACUUUCCUUCUAUGGUGUGGAGUAUGAUGCCAUGACUCUGAUUCACAAGUUUGACUGCAAGUUUUCAGAGCCAGUCUACGCUGCCUUCUGGCUUUCCAAGAAGGAAAACACCAUCCGGAUUUUGGACCUAGGAGAGGAACCAGAGAGGCCAGCACCAUCCUCAGUGGAGGCCGCUCCUUAGACUCCAGGACCCAUAGGCCAGAUCUUUGCUAACCAUAGUGAUGGGGCAGCAGCUUGAAUUUUAAGAGUGACUUGGGCGCAGAGAUAUCUGACAGUGGUGGCUGGCUUUGGAAACCAUGUGGGUCUAUGAAGAGGAGAAGGUUCUCUGGCUGCUCUCAUUUGCUUCAUACAGAGCUGCUCUUGGGAUGUUUAUAGUAAUUCCGAGGCACCAAAGUCUCCCUCGUCAUCUUCUUGUGGUAUUCUCCUGUCUAUUUAGGUGAAUGCCACACUGUGCCCAGAAGUGAUAACCAGGAAUCUUCAGAGUGACUGAAAAGAUUAAAAAGUAGUCAUAAUAAAUUGCUAACUUUAUUGUGUAUUUCCUAUGUGCCAGACCCUGUUUCGAGGGCUUCCCGUGCAUAAACUCACUUAAUCCUUACAGUCAAACCAUAGGGUAGAUGCUUAUAUCAUUCCCAUUUUCCAGGACCACCCCUAUGGGCUAAGGUGGCAAGCUAACUUGCUCAAGGUCACUGGUGACAUGGUGAAUUAGUGGCAGAUCUGAGAUUCAAAUCCAGGUUGACUGUCAUGGAUUUUUAAUCACCACACUGUAUUGCCUUCUUCAUUAGAUUGUGAACAUUGUGCAUAAGGGAAUAAGCUGCGUAGCAGAGAAAUAGAGCUCCUUAAACCCACCUCUUAGAGUUUGUUGAUUCCUUUGCACACACUGUGUCUGACUCAGCCAUCCUGCCAUGUGCUGGCUUACUACCUCUACACAGUGGCUUAUUCUGGUUUUGGACAUCAAGGAUGAGAAGAAAUGUUUUAGUGGAGUCUGAGUUUUAGUCCCUGUGACCUCUGGGAAGGGGUCUCACUCUUCUCUAAAGAUAGCUAGGCUAUGUGGACUUGUCUGAUUUUCCAUUCAAUAGUUCUUCAAGUUGGGGAUAGUCGUCUUGUCCUGUAUUCUUGUUUUCAUGCUAAGAUUCUCACUUUCUUUUGUGGCUCCCAGGACUUUCCCUCAAUUAUUUCAUUCU